AUGAAGAUUUUCACGCUGUAUACCAUGAUUCAGCAAUACUUUUUUGAUAAUGGCGGUGUUUAUAGUAUAAAGAAUUUUUAUUCUGCAGUUCCGAAGGAGAAAAUGAACAUAAUUCUUGUUUCACUUGAUUGUGAGCUCCAAAAGCUUGCUCUUAAGCUGUCAAAGAAAACUAGUGGCACUCACACUACGCACUAG
Messenger RNA from Saccharomyces cerevisiae S288C, 195 nucleotides. RefSeq lists its product as uncharacterized. The record is from RefSeq and is marked reviewed. The coding region runs from base 1 to 195 and encodes 64 amino acids. NCBI's taxonomy places the organism in Eukaryota, Fungi, Ascomycota, Saccharomycetes, Saccharomycetales, Saccharomycetaceae. The transcript has a single exon.